Messenger RNA from Loxodonta africana (African savanna elephant), 6805 nucleotides. It is a transcript of the gene ATP2A3, whose product is annotated as ATPase sarcoplasmic/endoplasmic reticulum Ca2+ transporting 3. Gene Ontology annotation, molecular function: ATP binding; P-type calcium transporter activity; ATP hydrolysis activity. Gene Ontology annotation, biological process: intracellular calcium ion homeostasis; calcium ion transmembrane transport. Gene Ontology annotation, cellular component: membrane. Lineage: Eukaryota; Metazoa; Chordata; Mammalia; Proboscidea; Elephantidae. The coding region runs from base 2148 to 5165 and encodes 1005 amino acids. The record is from RefSeq and is a predicted model, not a curated record. The transcript has 22 exons.
UUAUUGCUGUGGGGAGGGGAGGUGGAAAUGUGCAAUGCAGUCAGGAACUGGCCCAAGCCCAUUGCAGAGACGGGUCCUCUGAGGCCCCAGCAGGGUCUUUCUCUGCAGGACCCAGAGGUGCCAGCAUUCACCUUCUUCCGGAGGCUUUUUACAUUUACUUUUUGAAUAAAAAUUUGCACACAUUCAAAGGCUACAAAAGGUGUACAGUAAAGUCUCCCCAUCCUGUCCCCAACUUCCCCUUCCGGGUAUUCCCCAUGUCUUGUGUCUCCCGAGCUGCUCUGUGCGGAUACCCGUCCGGAUCUAUGACCACGCCAUGAUAUCUUUUUAUGUAAGAGAGAGUAUUGUCCGUGGUGCUUUGCCCCUGCUUUACCACUGGCAAAUCACUCUUGGAGACAUUCCAUGUAUAGUGUCCUCUGCUCCUAAUGGCGACACAGGGUUUCCUUGCGUGGCUGUUCCAGCUUUUCUUCACCCCUACUUCUGACAGACUCUUGGGUUGUCUGACACACCAUGUUACAAGGAAUAUCCUCAUCCCCGCGUCGUUGCACACACUUGUGAACGUCGCUGAGGGGUAAAUUCCUAGAAGUGGGAUCGCUGGGUUCUAAGGGCGUGUGUACUUUUCAUUUUGACAGCCGUUGCAAAAUUGGUCUCUGUAAAGUUGUACCAGUUUACUUGGCAUUUCCCCGACACCUCGCCAACAUAGUGUGCAAUCCAUAUUUUGAUCGAUGCCAAUUGGAUGGAACCGUGCCCUCUCGUACUUCUGUUUUGCAUUUCUCUGCUUAUACGUCAGGUUGGGCAUCUUUUCACAGGCUUAGGAGCUGUUGGAUUUCCUUGUGUCUGGGAACGGGCUAACCAGCCUCUUUGCCCAACAGGAGCCGAGGCAGGAGGCAGAAGUGGAGCGUGUCCUGCUAAGUGGGCCUGUACCUAAAGCUCAGUGCAGAGUGUGACGUGGCAGUCGGGCAAGAUCUCAGGAGGUCCCCAGGGUUGGCCUCUGUCCAGAGAGCUUGGGGAGGACCUGGGACCCAAGGCUGGAGCCUGUCUUCCUGGGCCUCAUGCUGCCCAUCUGUGCAGUAGUUGGAAUGGCCUGAGAGACUGCUGGGUGAGGGAUGGUCUGGGUUUGGAUUAUAGCCAGCAGUGUCUCUGCUGUGGCCUUAUCUCCUCUCUCAGCCCAGCCCCCUGUUGGAUUCUGGAAUUCUGGAAACCCAUAUGCAUGUCCUACAGAAACCAGGCCGGGAGGAUGGGGUGAGCUGUGUGGACCCCCUGCCUGGGUGGCAUUAGGCAGAUUUUCCUGCCCUUGGCCUCAGCGUCCUCGUCAGUAUAGCAGAGAUGCGAUCCUGAGAUCCCCUAUAGGCCUCGUGGGAUGUGAAACUGACUCGGUCUGUCCCAGAUCUGAGUGAGGGUGGGGAUUACCCACAGGGACUUGGAAGCUCAAGGUCUUUCAGGCCUCACGCUAGUUUUCAUGCCCAUUGCCCCUGCUGGGCAGUAUUAGCCCCCCAGGAAUAGCACCAGGCUGCCGCGGCUGGACCCCGUCACCCCUCAUACCUGGAGCUCCCUGAGGCAGGGCUGGGGCUGCCCCAUAGUGCAGUCCAAGCACACAGGGGUCCAGCAAACCCUUCACCUCUAGUGCUGGGUAGACCAGGUGGGCCCCUCUACAGACCUGGGGAGUGCUUCCUGAGGCCUCUCAGUGGCUCCCUGCAGAGUGGAGCCAGGCUGUCCACCCUAGGUGGACCCUGGAGACAUGGCAGAGCCCGCCCAGCCCGGGCCUCUCCCAGCCAGCUGCAGCAGCUUGGGCCCUGACCCUGCAAGUGAUGGUUUAAUUGCUCUGUAAAUUUACCUUUGAGGAAGACCUUGGUGGGUGCGCCUGCCUCUCCCAGCUGGAGCUGACACUUAGAAGCUGAAAUACCAGUUUCUAGUGUUGUGAGGAGGAAGGAAUUGAGGGGGCACUAGGGGAGCCAGUGGCGUGUGGAGUUGGGAGUAGCCCAGGGGCAUCCCUGAGCCUGCACCCACUCCAUUCCCCCCUUCCUGGCACUAGCACACGGGGCAACUGAGUCAACAGUUACUGUGAGGCUGUGUGUGGACCCAGGGCUGACUCACCCCUCCUGGCCGUGAAGGUGCUCCCUUCCCAUCCCACAAAUGACUGUGUGAAGGUCAUGGGUGGAGAGAAGGAGCUCCCGACGGAGGAAGGGAAGUCCCUGUGGGAGCUGGUGCUGGAGCAGUUUGAAGACCUCCUGGUGCGCAUCCUGCUGCUGGCCGCCCUGGUCUCCUUCGUCCUGGCCUGGUUCGAGGAAGGUGAGGAGACCACGACAGCCUUCGUGGAGCCUCUGGUCAUCAUGCUGAUCCUCGUGGCCAAUGCGAUCGUGGGCGUAUGGCAGGAACGCAAUGCUGAGAGUGCCAUUGAGGCCCUAAAGGAAUACGAGCCUGAGAUGGGCAAGGUGAUCCGCUCAGACCGCAAGGGUGUGCAGAGGAUCCGUGCCCGGGACAUUGUCCCCGGAGAUAUCGUGGAAGUGGCAGUCGGGGACAAAGUGCCUGCUGACCUCCGCCUCAUUGAGAUCAAGUCCACCACGCUGCGAGUGGACCAGUCCAUCCUGACAGGUGAAUCUGUGUCGGUGACCAAGCACACAGAUGCCAUCUCAGACGCGAGAGCUGUGAACCAGGACAAGAAGAACAUGCUGUUUUCUGGCACCAACAUUGCGUCAGGCAAGGCGGUGGGCGUAGCUGUGGCCACAGGCCUGCACACGGAGCUGGGCAAGAUCCGGAGCCAGAUGGCGGCGGUGGAGCCGGAGCGGACACCGCUGCAGCGUAAGCUGGAUGAGUUCGGGCGGCAGCUGUCCCGUGCCAUCUCUGUGAUCUGCGUGGCUGUGUGGGUCAUCAACAUCGGCCAUUUUGCCGACCCAGUCCACGGCGGCUCCUGGCUCCGUGGUGCCGUCUACUACUUCAAGAUUGCUGUGGCCUUGGCUGUGGCCGCCAUCCCUGAGGGCCUCCCGGCUGUCAUCACUACAUGCCUGGCACUGGGCACCCGGCGCAUGGCACGCAAGAAUGCCAUCGUGCGGAGCUUGCCCUCUGUGGAGACCUUGGGCUGCACCUCAGUCAUCUGCUCUGACAAGACCGGCACACUCACCACCAACCAGAUGUCCGUCUGCCGGAUGUUCGUGGUGGCCGAGGCCGAGGCUGGCUCCUGCCGUUUGCACGAAUUCACCAUCUCGGGUACCACCUACACCCCGGAGGGCGAAGUGCGGCAGGGAGAAAAGCCUGUGCGCUGUGGAGAGUUUGACAGUUUGGUGGAGCUGGCGACCAUCUGUGCGCUGUGCAAUGACUCGGCGCUGGACUACAACGAGGCCAAGGGCAUAUAUGAGAAAGUGGGAGAGGCUACGGAGACAGCUUUGACUUGCCUGGUGGAGAAGAUGAACGUGUUUGACACCGACCUCCAGGCCCUGUCCCGAGUGGAGCGAGCCGGUGCCUGCAACACAGUCAUCAAACAGCUGAUGCGGAAGGAGUUCACCCUUGAGUUCUCCCGAGACCGGAAGUCCAUGUCAGUGUACUGCACGCCCAUCCGCCCUGGCUCAGCAGCCCAGGGCAGCAAGAUGUUUGUGAAGGGGGCUCCUGAAAGUGUGAUCGAGCGCUGCAUCUCAGUCCGCGUGGGAAGCCGCACAGUACCUCUGAACACUGCCUCCAGGGCGCAGAUCCUGGCAAAAAUCCGGGAUUGGGGCUCAGGCUCGGACACACUACGCUGCCUGGCGCUGGCCACCCGGGAUAUGCCCCCGAGGAAGGAGGACAUGCAGCUGGAUGACUGCAGCAAGUUUGCCCAGUAUGAGACGGACCUGACCUUCGUGGGCUGUGUGGGCAUGCUGGACCCACCAAGGCCUGAGGUGGCUGCUUGUAUUGCCCGCUGCUGCCAGGCGGGCAUCCGCGUGGUCAUGAUCACAGGGGACAACAAAGGCACGGCCGUGGCCAUCUGCCGCCGGCUUGGCAUCUUCGGGGACACGGAGGACGUGGUGGGCAGGGCAUACACAGGUCGUGAGUUUGAUGACCUCAGCCCUGAGCAGCAGCGCCAUGCCUGCCAGACGGCUCGCUGCUUUGCCCGUGUGGAGCCUGCGCACAAGUCCCGCAUCGUGGAGUACCUACAGUCCUUUAAUGAGGUCACCGCCAUGACUGGUGACGGGGUGAACGAUGCCCCAGCCCUGAAGAAAGCAGAGAUUGGCAUCGCCAUGGGCUCAGGCACAGCCGUGGCCAAGUCAGCAGCGGAGAUGGUGCUGUCAGAUGACAACUUUGCCUCCAUCGUGUCUGCGGUGGAGGAGGGCCGAGCUAUCUACAGCAACAUGAAGCAAUUCAUCCGCUACCUCAUCUCCUCCAACGUCGGCGAGGUCGUCUGCAUCUUCCUCACGGCAAUUCUGGGCCUGCCCGAAGCCCUGAUCCCUGUGCAGCUGCUCUGGGUGAACCUGGUGACGGAUGGCUUACCUGCCACGGCCCUGGGCUUUAACCCACCAGACCUGGACAUCAUGGAGAAGCCACCCCGGAACCCCCAUGAGGCCCUCAUCAGUGGCUGGCUCUUCUUCCGCUAUCUGGCUAUUGGCGUGUACGUGGGCCUGGCCACAGUGGCUGCUGCCACCUGGUGGUUCCUGUAUGAUGCAGAGGGACCUCACGUCACUUUCUACCAGCUGAGGAACUUCCUGAAGUGUUCCAAGGAAAACCCACUCUUUGCCGACGAGGUGGACUGCAAGGUCUUCGAGUCCCGCUUCCCAACCACCAUGGCCUUGUCCGUGCUGGUGACCAUUGAGAUGUGCAACGCCCUCAACAGCGUCUCGGAGAACCAGUCGCUGUUGCGGAUGCCACCCUGGCUGAACCCCUGGCUGCUGGCAGCCGUGGCCAUGUCCAUGGCCCUGCACUUCCUCAUCCUGCUUGUGCCACCCCUUCCCCUCAUUUUCCAGGUAACCCCACUGAGUGGGCGCCAGUGGGUGGUGGUUCUCCAGAUAUCCCUGCCUGUCAUCCUGCUCGAUGAGGCCCUCAAGUACCUGUCCCGAAACCACAUGGAUGGCAUUCUCAGGACAGUCUCCCAGGCAUGGAAUGGGCAGCUGCUGACCGCUUCCUGGACCCCAGACCACACUGGAAGAAAAGGGCCAGAAGUGAGUGCCAGGAGGAGAGUGGAGUCUCCGAUGCUGACAUCAGACUGAUGGUGCCCAAGCACUCACUGCCACACCCCACCCCUGCCCACCGCCACGCUCGCUCACUCGCUCCUCAGGCCCAGCCGGACACUCCACAGGCCCAGUCCUGGGGUCUCACCUGUGAACCACUUCAUCUGACGUGGGGCCUCUGUAAUUCAUGACUCUUGGACUCUCCUGGGUUCCCACAGAAGCUGCAGCGUGGGACAGGGCUACCAGGAAGCUGGAGCCAGCAGCGGAGCCAGGGCCCCUCCAUCCUGAACCCCGAGAUAUUCUGGAGCCUGCCCCCUGGCUUGGAAUCUGGGCAUUUACUUGGUGACCAGUGCCUCCACACUAAUAGAGGACUACUGAGGCCACUCUGGCCGGCUCUGACCUUUCCCUUAUUGCCUGGACCAGGGCCUGGUCAUCAGGGUGGGGGAGGGGUGCCGCAAGGGGAGCAUGUGGGCCCAGCUGUGCAUGGCAGUGGGGGACGCCCCCUCCACUCUGCUCUGCCUCCAUGAAGUCGGCUCAUGAGGACUUGAGCCUGUUUCUGUUUAUAUAUGUACAGGCCUCAGGGGGUCAGAGAGGGGACACAAGAGGGGGGUCAGGGGCUGAUGCAAGGAUCCUCCUUCCCCAGGAGAAAAAACAACCCAGGCUGCCUGCCUCAGCUCGUCUAACAUCCUGGGUGCAGGUAUUCCCUGUCCUAAGCAAAUGAGACCUACCAAGUCUCAGUGUUGCUUGGUCUGCCAAGCAGAAGUCCGAUUGGCUGCCUAUGUCCUUGGCCCCAGAGGUCCCAGACAUCCCUGGGGCCUUGACCACUGUGCCCUUCCAUGUCCCAGCCUGGUGUGUGGCUCAGUGAUUCUGAGUCUCACAUGUACUUAUAGCUCACACCAAUGUAUUGCCCCUCUGGGGGUGGCCAAGGUCUUUGGCCAAAUCCCCCCUUGGACUUCUGGCCUCAUCCUUAGCCCCCCACACCCCAUGGCCCAGAAGGGUGACAUGAAGGAUCGCUAAUUGCCCAAGUCACUCCCUCUCCCUCCCUCCUUGCUGGAGGGACACGCUCCAUGUGGAUCAUGUCAGAUGGUAGGAAAACAGCGUUUGGAGGAAAGAAUGUCUGUCUUCACUCAGCUUUUGCCCUUUUGGCAAAAACUAAGUCGCUUUGAGUCCAGUAGGUUUGGGUUUUUUUUUUUUUUUUUUUGGUUUAGUUAGGCAUAGAAGAAAGGAAGGAGUAAAUGAGUGCUAUGUCCACACCCCUUCUAGAGAGUAGACAAGUGAUUAUUUUAUAUGAAAAUCAACACUCACGUCCCUGCUCUGGUGUCCAGAAUCGAAACCCCCUCAGCCUGCUUUGCAGACUCCCUCGGGGUAGGUGCUGGAGGGGGCCAAGUUGGGGAAGGGGCCUUCUGGUGCCCAGCAGAGAUCCUUGGCCUCUUCCCUGCUGAGGAGAUAGGGGGUCUUGGUGGGGACAGGGCCCUGUACCCACCUGCUGACAUGCUGUUUGGUAGAGAAAUAAAGUUCGUAUGCCUGGGCAGCAGAGGACGUCAGCAUCUCUUUUCCUGGAGUCUGGUGCCCCUAUCUCUGCCCCUGGUGUCUACCUGGGGAGCUACCUCCUGUACCCACCCCACCCCCGGAAAUGGCAAAUAAAGACCUGGGUCCCCAAAUCACCAGGAAUGGUUCUU